CUUCGUAGAGACGGUCUGAUAUAUGUGACACAACUGUUGUAUCCAGGAAUCUCCUUCCACUGCUGCUGAUUUUGCUAGGUGCUCCCAGAAUGAAGAAGAUAUACAGGGACCCCCCUCCUGUGUGUGAGCUGGAGGCCCUUCUAGAAAACUAUACUGGUGCUACACAUCACGUGGACCAAGUCUUCCCAAACCUUUACCUGGGGGAUGCUGUCAUAGCAAGUGACAAAAACAAGUUAAAGAAGAUUGGCAUCACCCACAUCUUGAACGCAGCUCAUGCUUGCUGGGAAUGCACGGAAGACAGCAUAGAAUAUGGCCCCGAUAUCCAGUACUAUGGCAUCACUGCAGAAGACUGUCCAGAGUUUAACAUUAGUGUAUUUCUGCGACCAGGGGCAAAGUUUAUACAUCAAGCCCUAAAUACACCCAAUGGAAAAAUCCUGGUACACUGCGUUUUGGGUAAAAGCCGCUCAGCAACACUGGUCCUGGCCUACCUAAUGAUUUACCAAAACUUCUCCCUGGCAGAUGCCAUCCGUCAUGUUUCACAGUACCGUUGCAUUGCUCCGAACCGUGGAUUCCUGCAGCAAUUGCAGCAGCUGGAGAUGGAGUUGCACUAUACACUUUGGCGAUGCUACUUGCUUUAACAGGAGAAGCAAGGAUCCCUAACAAUUGCUCCAAGGAAAUAUAUGUAUAUAGAAAAGGUGUCAUAUUGAUAAGUGAAAAAACAGUGUAAUAUCUGUCUUAUAUGUGUGAAAAUGCUCAAACUCCAGUUUGUUUGUGAAUUAUAUAUUACAAUGUUUAAAUCACCCUAACUGUAAUAACUAAUAAAGUCAUGAGUACAUAUCCUCAUUAAUUUAAUUGCUACCUGCCCUCUGAGGUGGAACUAAUGCCAGUGCAGGGGGUACAGCCACCCAGAAGUGAGGACCAUUGCCAAUAGUG
This is a messenger RNA of Pseudophryne corroboree (corroboree frog), 933 nucleotides long. RefSeq names its product dual specificity phosphatase 29-like. Gene Ontology annotation, cellular component: cytoplasm. The record is from RefSeq and is a predicted model, not a curated record. Gene Ontology annotation, biological process: protein dephosphorylation; negative regulation of MAPK cascade. The transcript is spliced from 3 exons. Lineage: Eukaryota; Metazoa; Chordata; Amphibia; Anura; Myobatrachidae. Bases 90 to 638 code for a protein of 182 amino acids. Gene Ontology annotation, molecular function: MAP kinase phosphatase activity; protein tyrosine/serine/threonine phosphatase activity.